GUAUCUGGGGAAAAGUGACGUGAAUUUAACAAACAUCAAAGUCGUGCCGUUUGGUGUAUGGCAGAAUGUCGAUGAAAACCUGCGAUUUAUGAUUCUAAUGGACGGAGUUCAUCCUGAGAUGGAUACCUGCGUAAUCGUGGAGUAUAAAGGUCACAUGAUACUGAACACAGUCGAUUGCACAAGACCAAACAACGGACGUCUCCCACACGGUGUCGACGUUAUGAUGAGUGACUUUGCCGGUGGCGCAUCUGGAUUUCCAAUGACAUUUCAUGGCGUCAAAUACACAGAAAGCUGGAAGAGUGAUUUCAUUAAGAACGAAAGGAAGAAACUGUUAAACUAUAAGACGCAGCUGGUGAAUUCCCUACAGCCCAAGAUCUACUGUCCAUUCGCUGGUUACUUCACUGAAGCUCACCCUUCAGACAGGUACAUAAAGGAGACAAACAUCAAGAACAAUCCAGUAGACCUGAACGAAUCCAUAAGGAAGAGAUGCCCAAAUACCUUAACCUGGACUCCUUUACCUGGUUCAGUGUUGGAUUUGGCCCUCGCUCUGGCUGACAAAUCCAACAGGAAGGCCAUUACUGAACCGCCAAAUGGUUCAAAGAUCUAUAAGGACAGUUGGGACUUUGACUUGUAUUUGGAUGAGCUGAAUUCACCACAGACUGUGAUAGCUGUGGGUGAGAAACAUUCACAUUCAUGGGUGAGAUCAAUAAGUCCAUUUAUACUCUAAAUCUUCAGAUGUGAAAGUGAUACUAAACAGUCAUCACAUGUGACUUUCAGAUGUGAAAAUGAAGAUUUGGAGUAAAAAAUGACUUCAGUAUUGAUCUGUUUCUCACCCACACCUAUCAUAUCACUUCUGAAGACAUGGAUUUAGCCACUGGAAUCUUAUGGAUUACUUUUAUGCUCAUGUGAUUUAUUUUGGAGCUUCAAAGCU
Messenger RNA from Xyrauchen texanus (razorback sucker), 931 nucleotides. Its product is annotated as cytidine monophosphate-N-acetylneuraminic acid hydroxylase-like. The transcript has 6 exons. NCBI's taxonomy places the organism in Eukaryota, Metazoa, Chordata, Actinopteri, Cypriniformes, Catostomidae. The annotation marks the transcript as partial. The record is from RefSeq and is a predicted model, not a curated record.